This is a messenger RNA of Danaus chrysippus (African queen), 1659 nucleotides long. Lineage: Eukaryota; Metazoa; Arthropoda; Insecta; Lepidoptera; Nymphalidae. The record is from the annotation of a GenBank genome assembly.
AUGUCUCUAAUCUCCGCUCGUUUGGCCUCCUCGGUGGCCAGGCGCCUGCCUAAUGCCGCUACACAGGCUUCGAAGGUCGCCGUGCCCGCGGUGGCUGUGGCUGCGCGCAAGAUCCACGUCUCGUGCACACAACGGGCUGCCGAAAUCUCCCAAAUUUUGGAGGAGAGAAUCCUCGGUGCUGCACCCAAGGCCGACUUAGAAGAGACUGGUCGUGUAUUGAGCAUCGGUGACGGUAUCGCCCGUGUGUAUGGUCUCAAGAACAUCCAGGCCGAGGAGAUGGUGGAAUUCUCCUCCGGUCUUAAGGGUAUGGCUCUUAACUUGGAGCCUGACAAUGUGGGUGUGGUAGUAUUCGGUAACGACAAGCUGAUCAAGGAAGGAGACAUCGUCAAACGUACUGGUGCCAUCGUAGAUGUGCCCGUCGGUGAACAACUGCUGGGUCGUGUAGUCGAUGCCCUUGGUAACGCCAUUGAUGGCAAGGGACCCAUCGCUACCAAGUCACGUAUGCGUGUCGGUAUUAAAGCUCCUGGUAUCAUUCCCCGUGUAUCCGUACGAGAGCCCAUGCAGACUGGUAUCAAGGCCGUCGACUCAUUGGUGCCAAUCGGUCGUGGACAGCGUGAGUUGAUCAUCGGCGACCGUCAGACCGGUAAGACAGCCCUGGCCAUCGACACCAUCAUCAACCAACAGCGGUUCAACAAAGGCGAGGAUGAGAAGAAGAAGCUGUACUGCAUCUACGUAGCCAUCGGACAGAAGAGAUCCACUGUCGCACAGAUCGUGAAGAGAUUGACUGACGCCGGUGCUAUCAACUACACAAUCAUCGUGUCCGCUACCGCCUCUGACGCCGCUCCCCUGCAAUACCUGGCGCCCUACUCCGGCUGCGCCAUGGGAGAGUUCUUCCGUGACAACGGCAAGCACGCCCUCAUCAUCUACGACGAUCUGUCCAAACAGGCUGUUGCCUACCGUCAGAUGUCUCUGCUGCUCCGUCGUCCCCCCGGUCGUGAGGCUUACCCCGGUGACGUAUUCUACCUCCACUCUCGUCUGCUCGAGCGUGCAGCUAAGAUGUCCGAUAAAAUGGGUGGUGGUUCCCUGACCGCUCUCCCCGUCAUCGAGACCCAGGCUGGUGAUGUAUCAGCUUACAUUCCCACCAACGUGAUCUCUAUCACUGACGGACAAAUCUUCUUGGAGACUGAGCUCUUCUACAAGGGUAUCCGUCCAGCCAUCAACGUUGGUCUGUCUGUGUCCCGUGUAGGAUCCGCUGCUCAGACCAAGGCUAUGAAACAGGUGGCCGGUUCCAUGAAACUGGAAUUGGCUCAGUACCGUGAGGUAGCCGCUUUCGCCCAGUUCGGUUCAGACUUGGACGCCGCCACCCAGCAGUUGUUGAACCGUGGUAUGCGUCUUACUGAGCUGCUCAAACAGGGCCAGUAUGUGCCAAUGGCCAUUGAAGAACAGGUCGCCAUUAUCUACUGUGGUGUACGUGGACAUCUUGACAAGUUGGACCCAACCAAGAUCACUGCCUUUGAAAAGGAAUUCACCCAGCACAUCAAGACCAGCCACCAGGGUCUUCUUAACACCAUCGCCAAGGACGGACAGAUCACUCCCGAGUCUGACGCCUCAUUGAAGAAGAUCGUCUCAGACUUCCUCGCUACCUUCCAAGCACAAUAA